AUGUCAUCAUUACCUACAUAUGAAACAUUGAAAUUAAGUCAACCGAAACCUUAUGUAACUCUUGUUGAGUUAAAUCGACCGACGAAACUCAAUGCUAUGAACCAACAAUUAUUCGAUGAGUUGAAAGCAUGUUUUGAACAAUUAAACAAUGAAAAGGAAUGUCGAGUUAUAGUAUUGACUGGUUCUGGUAGAGCAUUUAGUACUGGUAUUGAUAUUAAAUAUUUAUCAAAUGUUGCUGCUGAAUCUGCUGAAAUCGAUGAUAUAGCACGAAAAGCAUUACAUGUUCGAAGUAUGAUACAACGAACACAAGAAUCUUUAAGAGCAGUUGAUAAAUGUGAAAAACCAGUAAUAGCUGCUAUUCAUGGUUAUUGUAUUGGUGCUGGUGUUGAUCUAUCAGCUUGUUGUGAUAUUCGUUACAGUUCACGUGAUGCGACAUUUUCUAUCAAGGAAGUCGACAUAGGUUUAGCAGCUGAUGUUGGUACUCUCCAAAUUUUACCUAAAUUAAUUACCGAUCAUAGUCUCUUCCGUGAACUUGUUUUAACAUCACGAACAUUUGAUACUAACGAAGCACAACAGAUUGGACUUAUUAGCCGUGUAUUUGAUACUCGUGAAGCUUUACUUGAUGCAGCUAUAUCUUUAGCAAGUGUUAUUGCUUGCAAGAGUCCUAUAGCUGUACAAGGUUCAAAAAUCAAUUUAAAUUAUGCACGUGAUCAUACUGUAGAUGAUAAUUUUACUUUUGUGCGUACAUGGAAUAGUGCUAUGUUAUUGACUGAAGAUAUUGUGAACAGUCUUAUGGCAACAUCGAUAUCAAAGGAAAAAAGUAAACUAUGA
Messenger RNA from Rotaria sp. Silwood1, 831 nucleotides. The record is from the annotation of a GenBank genome assembly. NCBI's taxonomy places the organism in Eukaryota, Metazoa, Rotifera, Eurotatoria, Philodinida, Philodinidae.